CUUCAUUGUUACUUGCUCUUGUCUAGCCUUUGCUAUCGUCAUUGUCACUCAUUCUUAUCACUUUUACAAUCGUUACCAUGUUCUCUUCCUUAAUUCGUGUAACCUUAAUAGCAGGGGCAGCUGCUUCGCCAUUGAUACAGCCUCGCCAAUCAACUAUACCUGUUGGCACCGCCAUCUUCAGCUGCACUGUGCCCAACACGGUUGCGCUCACCUUUGACGAUGGUCCCUUCACAUACACAUCAUCCGUUCUUGAUCAGCUCGACGCGGCCGGUAUGAAGGGCACCUUCUUCAUGAACGGAAACAACUGGGGCAAUAUCUAUGACUACACUACUGUAGUGCAACGCGCCGUUGAAGGCGGUCACCAAGUCGCCAGCCAUACCUGGGCCCACCCGGACCUGGCGACACUCGAUGCUGCGGCUGUGACUUCGCAGAUGACCGAUCUCGAGACGGCGUUCCUCAGCAUCAUUGGAAAGUUCCCAACUUACAUGCGACCACCGUACUUCAGCUACACCGACGAAACCCUAGAGACGCUUGGUGGGCUGGGGUACCAUGUCAUCCACGCCGAUAUCGAUACGCAGGACUGGCAAUUCAACACUUUGGGUAAUACCACCAGUGUCGGUAUUUUUGAGGCUGGAUUGGACGCUGGCGGUGGUCUCACCCUUGCGCAUGAUGUGCACGAAAACACCGCCGUGACGCUGGUGCCCGCCAUGAUCGCCGCUGUUCAGUCGCGUGGACUCUCGGCGGUGACUGUUGGAGAGUGUCUCGGUGACGCCGCUGAAAAUUGCCAAUGGGGGUGGUGCGGUACUACCAGCGAUUACUGCGCGACUGGAUGCCAAUCCGCAUUUGGUAUCUGCUCUUAG
Pseudomassariella vexata is the source of this 860-nucleotide messenger RNA. RefSeq lists its product as uncharacterized. The transcript has 3 exons. Gene Ontology annotation, molecular function: hydrolase activity, acting on carbon-nitrogen (but not peptide) bonds; chitin binding. The coding region runs from base 78 to 860 and encodes 260 amino acids. Lineage: Eukaryota; Fungi; Ascomycota; Sordariomycetes; Amphisphaeriales; Pseudomassariaceae. The record is from RefSeq and is a predicted model, not a curated record. Gene Ontology annotation, biological process: carbohydrate metabolic process.